This is a messenger RNA of Schistosoma intercalatum, 715 nucleotides long. The record is from the annotation of a GenBank genome assembly. Lineage: Eukaryota; Metazoa; Platyhelminthes; Trematoda; Strigeidida; Schistosomatidae.
GUAACUUCGGAGUUCCACAAAAAUCCAGUUGCUUGUUCGAAUAUGUCAUCGGUGAUGUGAGGCGCUCACUUUGUCAGUAAUAGGCGUGUUUGACAUCAUGGAUUCCGAGCAAGAAAUCAAGCUUUUCGGGAAGUGGAGUGCUGAUGAUCUAAAUGUACAUGAUCUCAGUUUAACUGAUUACAUCAACAUCAAGCGAAAAGGAAAUCCAAUCGUUCCACAUACUGCUGGUCGCUAUCAAGUUAAACGGUUUCGUAAAGCAUUGUGUCCUUUAGUGGAGCGCAUGUGCUGUUCUCUUAUGAUGCAUGGUCGCAAUAAUGGAAAGAAGGUCAAGGCGAUAAACAUUCUAAAACAUACCUUCGAAAUUAUACACUUGCUUUCUGGUGAGAACCCAAUCCAUGUGCUCGUCAAUGCUGUGCUUAACAGUGGUGCAAGAGAAGAUUCAACUCGUAUUGGUCGUGGUGGUACUGUCCGACGUCAAGCAGUUGAUGUCUCUCCUCUACGACGAGUGAACCAGGCAAUUUAUCUUUUGUGUACCGGAGCUAGAGAAGCAGCCUUCAGAAAUGUUAAGACCAUAUCAGAAUGCCUAGCUGACGAACUUCUUAAUGCCGCUAAAGGCAGCUCAAAUUCCUAUGCAAUCAAAAAGAAGGAUGAGUUGGAACGUGUCGCCAAAUCCAACCGGUAAUAUGCAUCUUUAAAUAAAAGAUUCGGACUUUUG